Chiloscyllium plagiosum (whitespotted bambooshark) is the source of this 822-nucleotide messenger RNA. NCBI's taxonomy places the organism in Eukaryota, Metazoa, Chordata, Chondrichthyes, Orectolobiformes, Hemiscylliidae. The record is from RefSeq and is a predicted model, not a curated record.
AUGGCCUCAUCGAGUAAUAAAAAGUGCAGGCAGUAUAGCGUGGACUAUUUGCGAUAUGGCUUUAUUCAAUUUCCAUCUAAUAAGCAGUUACCACCGUGCUUGCUCUGUGAACAAAGUUUUUCCAACAAGGCCAUGAAGCCUUCUCGUCUUAUUAAACAGUUGGAAAAGAAACACAGUGACAAAAAGGACAAAGAGGUGCAUUUUCAAACAUUAAAGAAUAAAUUCAAUCAGCAACCAAUGAUUUCCACUGCUUUUUCAAAGAUGGGAGCCACAAAUGUAGAUGGGCUUGUGGCAUCAUACAACAUAGCGAAGCUAAUCGCAAAAUGUGGUAAACCUCAUUCCGUGGGUGAAUUGUUGGUGCUUCCAGUUAUUGCUGAAGUAUUAUCAACCAUGCUACAUCAGGAACCAUCAAUGACUAUCAAGCGUAUUCCUCUUAGCAAUGAUUCCGUGAGAAGGCACAUCAAUGAAAUGGCCUCAAAUGUUGAGGAUAAAUUAUGUUCCCUUUUGAUAGCGAAAUAAAUCACCUUACAAAUUAAUGAAAGUACUAUAUGUGGAAAUCAAGCUUUACUUUUGGGGUACGUAUGUUUCAUCGACAAAAAUGAAAUACGAGAAGAACUACUUUUUGCUCUGGAUCUACCGACAGAUACCAAAGGUAAGACCAUCUUUGACUGCGUCAAGGAUUAUUUUGAUAAAAAGUCUGUUCCCCUCAAAAACAUUUAUGCUUGUGCUAUGGAUGGCGCAUAUGCUAUAACUGGCCAACAUCGGGGAUUUGUCGCAUUAUUAAAGAGAGAAGUGCCCAUGUUUUCACAGUACACUGCAUAA